AUGAUUGGUCUUUGGUCUAUCUUAUUUAUCAGCAGUUAUAACGAAUCAGAAAUGUUGAUCAACAUUUUAGGUAUAUCGACGAAGAAGGGAAACUUUGGAAGAAAUAAAAUGAAGGUGUGCCAAACGAACAAGCAAACAUAUAUCAAGUUGAUAUGCAAAUUAAAGCAAGAAAACAUUCUUAAUAAUCUGGGAAAACUUUCAGACAAAAAUGUUGUAAAUCCACAGCAAAAUAUUUCUAUUAAAAGCAGACAAGCAAGCGAGUUGGAUCCACAACACGAAAUACUUAUCUGA
Molecule: messenger RNA, 291 nt
Organism: Clunio marinus
Lineage: Eukaryota; Metazoa; Arthropoda; Insecta; Diptera; Chironomidae
Source: the annotation of a GenBank genome assembly